GCAGAGGACGAUUCUGAAUCUGUUUAUAGUUCGUGUUCGCCUACGUCAGUUGAAAGAUGGAUCACUCGUUCUACAGUUCCGUGAUAAUUGGACUCUUCGUAAUUUCAUGCAACGCACCUGUUGCAUCGACUCUGAAUAUUUUGGGGAUAUCAACGCUGCCCUCGAAUUCUCACCACAUUUGGUUUUCCGAACUCAUGAGAGGCUUGGCGCGAAAUGGGCACAAUAUUUACGCGCUUGGUCUCCGCGAGACAAAGUUUGACCAAGAUGAAGGAACGCAGAAUCGAACUCAAUCUUUCGUAUUCGAGAGCGUUAUAGACGAUUUUCACAGAAGCCCCGUGUUUUCCCCGGUAGAAUGGUUACGAUUAAGUGUAACGGAGAUUUCGUGGCUGAACCACGAAAUCGGUAACGACAUGUGUGAACGGCAAAUGGCGACCGACGGAGCCAAGAGGGCCUUAGAAAUGGUCAGACAAACGAGGAUCGACGUCAUAGUUCAGGACUUGACGUAUGGCCAGUGUUUUUACGGGAUGUGGGAGAUUGCUCAAGGAAAUCCAGCUAUAGUUGGAUUCACACCAUUCGGUUUGCCUAAUUGGGUAAAAUACGUUGUGGGGGGCAAUAAUUGGCCAGCAAUCAGGACCUUUCCUUAUUUCCGGCAAACUCAGCCCUUCAGUAUUUGGGAGAAGGCAAUGAAUUUUUUUUACUACGAGCUUGACGACCUCUUACGCCACUUCUACUACAUGCCAAGACAGCAGGAACUCGCUGAGAAAUUCAUUGGCAGAAAGAUGACCAGAUCGGUCAGCGAAAUCGAGAAAAACGUCAGCAUCAUGCUGACGAACAGCUACGCGGUCUUAGAUCCGGCAGCAUUUUCACCUCCGAACGUAAUCGAAGUCGGUGGAUUGCACAUCAAGGAUUCGAAACCACUGCCUCAGGAUAUUCGAAAAUUUCUCGACGAUGCGGAACACGGCGCAAUUGUAAUAUCAUUCGGAUCUAAUAUACAAAGCAGCACCUUGGAAUCGGACAAAAUAAAAAUAAUUCUAGCUGCGCUAGGUCAGCUGAAGCAGCAUGUUUUAUGGAAAUUUGAGGCCACUGACUUGUCGGGCAGGCCAAAAAACGUGAUGAUAAGAAAGUGGCUGCCACAGAACGACGUUUUGGCUCAUCCAAAAGUCCGAGUCCUUUGGUCUCAUUCUGGGCUUCUCAGCACACAAGAGGCCGUCUGGUGGGGAGUGCCGCUGGUUGGAACGCCAUUUUUUUUGGAUCAGCAUAUGAACAUUGACUUACUCGUCAAAAAAGGGGUUGCGUUAUCUCUCGACUACGAGUCUCUUACAACUGAAACGAUUUUGGAAAGACUAAACAGAGCCAUUCAUGAUCGCAGAAUGCAUCAAGUCGACGGAGUGUCAAAACGGCAAAGUAACAAACAGAUGUUCGAAAUUAAUGAGCGAAUCGAGUUUCACAUUUCCCGCCGAAUGAAGGAGCUUUCUCGAGAGUACAAGGAUAGGCCGAUGUCCCCCUUGGAUUCGGCUGUUUGGCACGUUGAACAUGCGUCCCGUCAUCCUCGAGGGCCGUUGAGUUCCCCUGGGAAAAAUAUGAGCCGCAUGGAGCUCAAUCUCUUGGACGUUUACGCAGUUCUGGCGGUUACCAUUCUCGCUAUUCUCUGGAUUACUCGAAGUUUAGUUAGAGCAUCGUUCUACUUAUUCCAUCUUCGGCAAAGCCGAAAGCUGCACAUUGAAUAGACUACA
Messenger RNA from Neodiprion fabricii, 1733 nucleotides. RefSeq names its product UDP-glucosyltransferase 2-like. The coding region runs from base 57 to 1727 and encodes 556 amino acids. Gene Ontology annotation, molecular function: UDP-glycosyltransferase activity. The record is from RefSeq and is a predicted model, not a curated record. NCBI's taxonomy places the organism in Eukaryota, Metazoa, Arthropoda, Insecta, Hymenoptera, Diprionidae. The transcript is spliced from 7 exons.